Messenger RNA from Gossypium raimondii (Peruvian cotton), 1252 nucleotides. Its product is annotated as WRKY transcription factor 22. Bases 330 to 1139 code for a protein of 269 amino acids. Lineage: Eukaryota; Viridiplantae; Streptophyta; Magnoliopsida; Malvales; Malvaceae. Gene Ontology annotation, molecular function: DNA-binding transcription factor activity; transcription cis-regulatory region binding. Gene Ontology annotation, cellular component: nucleus. The transcript is spliced from 3 exons. Gene Ontology annotation, biological process: regulation of DNA-templated transcription. The record is from RefSeq and is a predicted model, not a curated record.
GGAGGGAGGGCGAGUGAUUGGUGAUUUAUGCAUAGCAUUGUUGCAAAAUAACUUUAAUAUUAAAUGAGUGACAAGAAAGGGAAGAUGCAAGUUGCGGGGGUUUAUGUCUUGUUGCCUAACUCCUUUUAUCUUUCUCACAAUCAAUUGGUUGGAGAUCUUUAAUCCUUUUGAUUUUUAUCUGUUCCCAUGACUAGUAAGUACUGUAGGUUCAUUAACUCUCCAAACAGCUCCGCUUGUCUCUUUUAAUCAUUUUGGCAGUAAGUAAUAACAUUGCAACAGGAUACAGGAAGUGGUGAUGGACGAUUCUGUCUCUCCAAAAUUGGCUUCAGAUGAUUCCGAACUCAACCCAACUGGUACUCAGGCAUCCAAAAGAAGGGAUAACAUUUCUAAGUCUUAGAUAUGUUGUAUUUAGCAGGAAGGUGGUUGAGAAGAUUGUUGUUACAGUGAAGGUAGAAGAAAAUGGUGGAAAGCUAAAGAGCGAGGGGCCACCUUCUGAUUUAUGGUCCUGGAGAAAAUAUGGGCAGAAACCUAUCAAAGGAUCUCCUUAUCCCAGAGGCUAUUACAGGUGUAGCACAUCAAAAGGUUGUUCAGCCAAAAAGCAAGUGGAAAGAUGCAAAACAGAUGCCUCGAUGCUUAUCAUCACUUACACCUCUAGUCAUAACCAUCCAGGUCCUAAUCUCCACUGCGCCGACCUAAAACAGUCCCCUAAAGAACCCGAAACCACCCAUAGUGAUGAUGAUAAGCCCCCAACUACUACGCUGAAGCAGCUCCCGGAGGUUUCAGAAAAAGAGCCAGAAGAAGUAAAAAAGGAGCAAAACAAAACGAGCAGUACAGAUGAAGAUGCAAGUGAAGAGCAGCAUUUUCACUAUUUACAAUCCCCAUUAAGUUUUCCCCAGAAUAACAUCAUUAGCCCUGAAGAUCCCUUCAACGGGAAUCUAGAGAAAACCCAUGACACACUGGGGUUUCUGUUGGAUGAAGAGCCACUGUCUUGCCUUCAUAUAACAACAUCUUCAAUACCAAAAUCAGAAGAAAAUGAUUUCUUUGAUGAGCUUGAAGAACUACCCAUAUCUUCAGCUUUCACAAGUUUGAUGAUGAGAAGCAAGUUUUGGGAUGAAGGAAUUCCUGUUGUCCCUUCUUGAUCAGUAGUGUUUAUGGGUCUCAGGAAAAAAAAAUAAAAGUAGUUAAAAUGUUCAUAAUGAAGUGAUUAUGCCUUCCACUACUAAUGGUUCUAGUUUAGCAUCUUCUAUUUUUA